AUGGAUCAGAGAGAGAACGAUGACAAUCACAACUCUGUGAAUACUAGCAGGCACGAACCAACGAAGAUCAGAUUCGAAUACGAAGAUGAAGAAGAAAAAGACGAAAUCCUCGAAGAAACGGCCACUGAGAGCUCCAACCUCGAGGACGACUCCGCCAUGUGCGAGCCCGAGGAGUCCACCGUCGGUGGCGACAAGACUAGCGCCGACUAUUACUUCGAUUCCUACUCUCACUUCGGUACACUACAUCUCUAUUUUUUUUUACCA
This is a messenger RNA of Ilex paraguariensis (yerba mate), 264 nucleotides long. Lineage: Eukaryota; Viridiplantae; Streptophyta; Magnoliopsida; Aquifoliales; Aquifoliaceae. The record is from the annotation of a GenBank genome assembly.